Symbiodinium sp. CCMP2456 is the source of this 496-nucleotide messenger RNA. The record is from the annotation of a GenBank genome assembly. NCBI's taxonomy places the organism in Eukaryota, Dinophyceae, Suessiales, Symbiodiniaceae.
AUGUGCAGCGUCCGAAUUCUUCCAGAUGAGAUCAGCCAAAGUAGCGGUCUCAGUGCCUGUGAACGUGGUGGCCAGUGGGCCAGGGCCAUGCAGAUUCUACAGCGAAUGCCCGGGUGCAGGAUCACUCCCAACGAUUUCAGCUACAACGGUGCCAUCAGCGCCUGUGCCAGCGUGGGUGCCUGGCAGCGGGCUUUGCGGCUGGAGGGAGCCAUGGCCAGGGAUCGCGUGGUGCUGGACGAAAUUGGCCACAACAGCCUCCUCGCUUCUUGCGAGGCGGCAGGUAUGUGGGCCCUGGCGUUGUCUCUGCUGCUGCGCAUGGGGCUCUGCCGGUGUAUACCCGAUGACAUCAGCUACAACAGUGCUUUGCCUGCAUGCGGUCGUGCUGGGCGCUGGCAAUCAACGCUGAGGCUGGUGCAGGCAGUUUGGCUGGCGCGCCUGACCCCGAGCAAGCCAAGUUACAACAGUGCUGUGGCUUCGUGGGAGCAGCGCGGAGCCA